This is a messenger RNA of Vigna unguiculata (cowpea), 1158 nucleotides long. RefSeq lists its product as uncharacterized. Lineage: Eukaryota; Viridiplantae; Streptophyta; Magnoliopsida; Fabales; Fabaceae. The record is from RefSeq and is a predicted model, not a curated record.
AUGCACAUCAUCCCUUUCCCCCGUGUUGCUUCUAAUCCAUCAACUCCUACCACAAACGUUGCACCAUCAACUUCUACACAUAUCCCAGGGACACAUUCAAGUUCAGCAAUUAAUGAUAUGGAUGCAGUUAAUGAUAUUAAUGUGGAAGAGGAGUCCAAUAAUCGUCCUAUGAUUCGACCUGUUGGUGGAGGGUUUUAUCCAUCAAAAGUUGCAUCAAAAGCCAUCACAGCCACAAUUAAGCAGCAAUUUGAUCAGCCAUGGCUAACAUGGGGAACAAUCCCUAAAAGUGAGAGAGGUCUUUACUUCCAACGUUUUAAGAGAAAGGUGUCAUGGAGGGUUGAGGACGAGGAUAGAAUUCUAAAAAAUUUUCACUCCAAAGCAUCUCAUAGACUUUCAGAGAUGUUUAAAGAGGCUCGAAGAGAAGGUAAGAGGCCUAAUUGGAUUGGAGAUUCUAUUUGGAACAGUUUGUUGGAGAAAUGGAACAUGCCUAUGUAUCGAGAGAAAUGUGAUACAGCUAAGAAAAACCGAUUAUCUGAGAAAGGUGGGAGUUUGCACACGGGGGAUCUAUCAGCGUGCAUGACCAUGCUAUUCACAGAGGAGCUUGGUCGUGCAGUCCAUGUUGAUGAAAUCUUUGAACAAACGCACAUACGAAAGGCUACAGGGGAUUUUGUCGAUGAGAGAUCUAGGCGGACACAUGAAGAAUUUCAAAAUAGAUUUUCUCAAGCAUUAUCUGAGACUGCAUCUGUUGGUGUCUCACAAUCCACACCCAUGGACCCUGCUGAGGAGGAGAGACUAAGGAACAGAUGUUGGUUAGAGGCGGCAGGUGGAAGUUACAUACAACAGACACAAGCAUCUUCUAGUCAGCAAGUAAAUCCAGAGCAGAUUAUUCAACUUCAAACGCGACUAGCAACUAGUGAAGAGCGCAUUCGUCAAAUGAGUUCCCAAUUUCAAACCCAAUUUGAUACGAUACAAAAUUUUAUUGGUGCGAUCAUCCAGUAUUUGCCACCUCCAGCAGCAGCGGUUGCACAAACUAUUUUCCAGCAGCCAAAUACUGAGCAAGGGAAUCAGGCUGAACAAGAGAAUCAAGUGCAGCAUCAACAAGUGGAACAAGAUCAUGAAGAAGCCCCUACUUCACCUCGUCCUUAUCGUGAUUAUUAG